Amborella trichopoda is the source of this 1592-nucleotide messenger RNA. RefSeq lists its product as uncharacterized. Gene Ontology annotation, molecular function: ubiquitin-protein transferase activity. NCBI's taxonomy places the organism in Eukaryota, Viridiplantae, Streptophyta, Magnoliopsida, Amborellales, Amborellaceae. The record is from RefSeq and is a predicted model, not a curated record.
AUGGCAAUAGUUAAUCCCAACUCUCGCCGGAAAUCUGAAGACCACAGAGUGUCAGGUUAGAAGUUGAUCGCAGAUGUUUGGUGGGUUUCCAUCACUUGGGGCUCUUUCAUAUUUGAAUUGUUGGUGAGGUUGUCGUUUGCUGAAUUUUAAGUAGGUUUUGUGGAAAUUUGGAUGGGAUUUAUGGUGGGUUUUUGUUGAGAUAUGGAUGGGAUUUUUGGUGGAUUUUUUCCUGAAAUUUGGAUGGGAUGCUCAGAAGAAGCCUAGAAAUCGUUUAGGCUGAGAAGAAGCAUAGAAAUCAAAGCAAGUUAUUUUCUUUUUUUAAUUAUAAAGGAGCUUGGUUAAGAAGCAUGGAUUUUAGGCUCUGAGAAGAAGCAUGGAGAUUGCAGCGAUUUAAGUCUGAAAAACAAGAAAAUUCAGCAAGAUUCUCUUCUUUUUUUUUGAAAGAGUUAAAAGAAGCUAUUCGAUUGUUUUGAGUUAAGACUGACAAACAAGAUAAUUAAGCAAGUUAAAGAAGCCUGGUUAUUUGGGUUUUUUGAGUAAUGGGGUCUUUUUGUUGCUGCUUUGGAAGAGGUGGCUGCUUCGGAGGAGGUGACGAAAGCAGCUACCCUGAUGUGUCAACUGCUACUUUGGGAGCUACUUUGGGAGGCUUCUCUUCCCUUCAAUUUCGAGAAUCAACAAGCUCAACACUGUCUUCUCAAGCAGCAGUGAAUCAGCUCAUACCACCUAGCAGAGAUUUUCAGCCCAUGCAAAGAAGAAGAAGGAAGUCACAGAUAAAUGACACUAAUGAAGCUAGGGUGGCAGAAAAUACUGGUAUGGAAGCUCCUCUAGGAGUUGACUCGUUUCAGGUUCUCAAAGUUCAAGGAGAUAAGAAUUCAUUGGGAGAUGGCAAAUUUCAACAUCAUAAUGCAUGCAAAGAACCAAGGAAAAUCAAUGCACUUUUGCUGGCAGAUGAGGAUGAGGACUGCUGCCCUACCUGCCUUGAAGGCUAUAAUGCAGAUAAUCCCAAGAUUAUGACCAAAUGCAAGCACCAUUAUCACCUUUCCUGCAUAUAUGAAUGGAUGGAGAGAAGCAAUACAUGCCCCUUAUGUGAACAGGUAAUGGAAUUCAAUGAGACAUCUUGACACAUAGGAUGAGCAAACAAGGCGAAGCUUGAGCUUGGCAAAGGACAGGAGGGAUUCACCUUCGAGUGCUCUCGAACCUUUUUUUGGUUUCUGUGAAAGCAUCGCAUUCACUCCAUCAUGGAGAAGACCCAAAUUUUGUUAAAUGCUUGCGAGGAGAAACUCAGGUCGUUGUGCAGGAAGAGUGUGUCAUUUUCUUUUUGGUUUUUUAUUUCUUCUUCUUUUAUGUUGUUUUCUCUUUCCUUCUUGAUUGAUGAUCAUGCAACAUUCUAAUCCAGGUCCUUGUGAAGGAAGAGAGUGUCAUUUUCUUUUUGGUUUCUUAUUUCUUCUUCUUUUAUGUUGUUUUCUCUUUCCUUCUUGAUUGAUGAUCAUGCAACAUUUUAAUGUGUGCAAGUUAUUUUUGUUCUGGGUUCAUGUAGUACUGCAAAAUUUUAAAGACUGAAAUGUAUGCAAUGGAAAAUAUCCUUUUGAGAA